Molecule: messenger RNA, 855 nt
Organism: Lactuca sativa (garden lettuce)
Lineage: Eukaryota; Viridiplantae; Streptophyta; Magnoliopsida; Asterales; Asteraceae
Molecular function (GO): protein dimerization activity
Source: RefSeq, a predicted model, not a curated record
AUGACUUUUAUUAUAAUAUGUGUAGAUUUGGAAAGUGUUCCAUUAAAAGUUGAAGAGUUUUUUUUAGAGUUUUUAAUUGUAGAAGAUACAUCUGGUCUAGGUCUUUUUAAUGUUUUACAAGAUGCCCUAAAAUCUCUUGAUUUGGAUAUUAAUUAUAUUCGUGGUCAAGGGUAUGAUAAUGGGGCAAAUAUGAAAGGAUAUAGGGAAAGUGGGUUUGGCUUUGCUAUUAGUGAAGCAAAAGAAAUAGCAAAUAGUGUUAAAGUUAAACCCGAAUUUCCUCAAAAACACAAUAAAAAAAGAAAACAACAUUUUGAUGAAAUUCCAAAUACCGAAAGAGAACACCAAUCUUCUCAAGAAGCAUUUAAAAGGGAUUAUUUUUUUAUUCUUGUUGAUAUGGCUCUUGUUCAAUUGAAAAAUAGAUUUGAACAAAUGCAAUAUUUUGAAUCGAUAUUUGGUUUUUUGUUUGAUGGUUCCAAAUUAGUUUCUUUAGUUGAUGAUGAAUUAAAGAAAUGUUGUUUAAAUCUUGAGUCCAGUUUGAAAAAUGGUGAAGAUUAUGAUAUUGAUGGAGAUAGUUUAUUCAUUGAGUUAAAACUUUUGCAGAAAAUGUUGCCGGAUGAAGCAUACAAAAGUCGAAGUCCUUGGACAUCUAUUCAAAUAAUGGAUUAUGCAAGAAGAAUGGAUAUGUUCCCUAAUGUGUUGGUUGCAUAUACAAUAUUAUUGACGGUGCCGGUUACGGUUGCUUCCGCGGAAAGAAGUUUUUCAAAAUUGAAGUUUUUGAAAUCGUAUCUCCGAAGUACCAUGACUCAAGAAAGAUUGAAUGUAUUAGCAAUUUUAAGUAUUGAAAGUGAUUUUUAA